Molecule: messenger RNA, 2346 nt
Organism: Oryza sativa Japonica Group (Japanese rice)
Lineage: Eukaryota; Viridiplantae; Streptophyta; Magnoliopsida; Poales; Poaceae
Source: RefSeq, a predicted model, not a curated record
AGGAAAUAAUGGCGUGACGAAAAGAAAAAAAAAAGCAGGAGUGGAGAGGAGAAUCCGCCGCUGCGCCGUCUUCUUCUCCAUUGAAGCCAAGCUCCCCCAGGCCUUCUCGUUCUCCCCCUCCUCCUCGAGCUCUCGCUGGUGCGGGGAGCGAAGUGGAGAGGAGAGGCCGAGAGGGACGAGAGAUCGAGAGGGAGAGGGAGCACCGAAGCAGCGGGCGGCAGCAUGCGGCCUUCGCUCCGUACUAUCUAUUUUCUUCUUUUGCUACUUCCACAUGUGGUUUUUUCUAGACCACUCUUUCCACUACCAAGCAAGAGUAAUGGAAUAGAGAAGAGACCCUUACAAACUUUUCGACCAUAUAACAUUGCUCACCGUGGCUCAAAUGGGGAAAUUCCUGAGGAAACAGCUGCUGCUUACCUGAGGGCUAUUGAAGAAGGUGCGGAUUUUAUAGAAACGGACAUCCUUGCUAGCAAAGAUGGGGCCUUGAUCUGCUUUCAUGAUGUAACACUGGAUGCUACAACUGACGUUGCCAGCCGCAAGGAGUUUUCCAAUAGAAGAAGAACCUACGAGGUGGAAUGGUUCAACGCUACUGGCUGGUUUGUAGUGGACUUCACACUUGAGGAACUUAAAACACUGAAAGUCAAUCAGCGAUACCCAUUCAGAGACCAACAAUACAAUGGCAAGUUUUCAAUUAUCACAUUUGAAGAAUUCAUUUCUAUUGCCUUGGAUGCAAGCAGAACUGUCGGAAUAUACCCAGAGAUGAAAGAUCCAGUUUUUAUCAACAAGCAUGUCAAGUGGGAUGGUGGGAAGAAGUUUGAGGACAAAUUUGUGGAUACCUUACUGAAGUAUGGAUAUAAAGGCCAAUAUAUGUCAGAAAAUUGGCUGAAGCAGCCGUUGUUUAUACAAUCUUUUGCUCCUACUUCCCUUGUACAUGCAUCAAAGUUGACAGACUCUCCCAAGAUAUUCCUGAUUGACGAUUUCUCAGUGAGAACACAAGAUACAAACCAGUCAUACUGGGACAUCACUUCUGAUGACUACCUAGCAUAUAUUAGUAACUAUGUUGUUGGCCUUGGUCCAUGGAAAGAUACGGUUGUUCCAGCAGCCAAAAACUAUACGAUGGCACCGACUGAUCUUGUUGCAAGAGCACAUGCUCAUAAUCUUCAGGUACACCCGUACACAUACAGGAACGAGAACCAAUUCCUGCACCUCAACUUCCAUCAGGACCCUUAUGCUGAGUAUGAUUUCUGGAUAAACAGCAUGGGGGUCGAUGGAUUGUUCACUGAUUUCACUGGAUCCCUGCACCGUUACCAGGAACUGGUAGCUCCACAUGCGAAGGAUGAAACUGCAAACAGCCUCCUAGUAAAAAUUGCUCAAAUGAUCUCCCAAUAUGAAGGUUUCUUCCUUGAAACAAAGUUCAUUGAUGGGUACAUUGAGAUGGAGCUGUUUGGACAAGUUGUCAGGAACUCAGGAUGUGUGCAUACCUACCAGUGCAGAUGUGAAAAGCAACAACAGGAAGUUGGAAUUGAACCGCAGCUCUACCCACUCCUGUCCUCUGUCAAAAGCUACGAGAAUGCCAUGAUGCAACACUUUGAUCUUCUUCGUUGUGACCCGGGCAAAAGUUCAGCGCCUCUACCCCACAAGAGGCGAUCGCGAGACACUACGCUCUGCUGCUGCGCGCAUCGCCAGCAGAAAAUCGCAGCAUUUGCAGGCUCUCGCAUCAUUUUCAGUCGCCACGUGAUCCAGGUGGUGGUCGUCUGCGCGGCUCGGCGGAGGAGGGCGGACAUCCAGUCGGAGACGUACGUGCUGAUGGAGCCAGGGGAGGAGGAGGAGUUCGUGAGCAAGGAGGAGCUGGAGGGCAGGCUGAGGGGGUGGCUGGAGCGGUGGCCCGGCGGCGAGCUGCCGCCGGACCUCGCGAGGUUCGACACCGUCGACGACGCCGUGUCGUACCUCGUCCGGUCCGUCUGCGAGCUGGAGAUCGACGGCGAGGUCGGCUCCGUGCAGUGGUACCAGGUUCAGCUGGAGUAGAGUGGUUCUUGUGUGGAAUGGAAUGAACGCGCGAUCGACGUGGAGUGAUAGUUUAUACACGUACGUAGUAAUCUUCAACGCGACACCAUUUAUCUUUUUCAGAUUUAGAAUUCUACGGAACCGAUACUCUACUCUGAAAAGUAAGAAUUUUACAGAGACUAAAAUUCAACCCGUGCGAAAUUCCUGUAGAAUUCAUUCGUCCAGAAAAAAAAAGGGGCACAUUGUGUCAUUGUCCCUCGUAGCGUAAAUGAUGUCCCUCGUCGUUCUCUCGUGUCACAAUUCUUUUCUGUUUACUUCAUAUAAUCUGCUCUACGUUUCUAGAAA